Pistacia vera is the source of this 681-nucleotide messenger RNA. Its product is annotated as UPF0481 protein At3g47200-like. NCBI's taxonomy places the organism in Eukaryota, Viridiplantae, Streptophyta, Magnoliopsida, Sapindales, Anacardiaceae. The record is from RefSeq and is a predicted model, not a curated record. The coding region runs from base 1 to 681 and encodes 226 amino acids. The transcript has 2 exons.
AUGACACUACUAAAUGAUCCUGAUCAUGUGAAGAUAAAGAUAGAGAAGGAUUCUUGGAAUUUUGGAAAGGCAUCUGAUCAGAUGCUGAAGAACAAGGAGAGGAUUGACAUUGAGAAGAAUGAGAAUUACAUUGUGAAAGAAACCAAUAUUGAUGCAAGACUAAAGCCACGAAAAUCUUUGAAAGCAAAGUUAGAAGAGCUGCCACCAUUGCCCCGUUCCUCAAACUGUUAUAUCUAUAGAGUUCCACAGCGUCUACGCCAAGAAAAUGAAAAAGCUUAUGCACCUCAAGUAGUCUCCAUCGGCCCUCUUCACCAUGGGAAACAACACUUAAAAUCCAUGGAAAAAGAAAAACAGAGGUACCUGAAAGAGUUCCUUGAACGGACUGGUGCAAAAUUGGACGAUCUGCUCAACUUAAUCACAGAAAAGGAACAACAAUUACGUAGUUGUUAUGCUGAAGAAAUAGAACUUGAUCGUGAGGAAUUUGUGGAAAUGAUCUUGGUGGAUGCAACGUUUAUCAUUGAAGUGUUAUUGAGGUCUCAGUUCCGAGAUUUAGAAAACCAAGAAGACCAUAUAUUUGAAAAGCCAUUUUUUAUAGAAGAUAUAUGGUACGAAAUGUGGUUGCUUGAGAAUCAGAUUCCAUUCUUCAGGAUAUUUUUAACCUGGAGACUAUCUCUGAAUUAG